This is a messenger RNA of Choloepus didactylus (southern two-toed sloth), 3973 nucleotides long. It is a transcript of the gene ATG9A, whose product is annotated as autophagy related 9A. Bases 356 to 2875 code for a protein of 839 amino acids. Lineage: Eukaryota; Metazoa; Chordata; Mammalia; Pilosa; Megalonychidae. Gene Ontology annotation, cellular component: autophagosome; phagophore assembly site. The transcript is spliced from 17 exons. Gene Ontology annotation, biological process: autophagy of mitochondrion; protein localization to phagophore assembly site. The record is from RefSeq and is a predicted model, not a curated record.
AGUGGCAGACGCCGGGCCUAGAGCUCCUGGUUGGAGCGAACCGAGGCGAUCGAGCCCAGGAAUCACCCGGGUCACCGUUCCUGAGGUGAAACGUGAGCCCGGUGCCUGUAAUACCAAGGCCCGGGCCGGGCCGGGCCAGGGGUGCCCGCGGAGCCCUAAGUGAACUCGUGGCGGGGCUGGCUUGAUCCUUCCAACAUCCGCAGAAACCCCCGAGUCCAGGCCCGGCCGGGGCUCGAUGGGCCGGGGGUCCGCGCUGACCCGGUGACUGCAGCUGCCGAGCCAGGGCAUCGAGGGCUGGAGUGUCGCAGACCCUGUCCAUGGAGCUGGUGGACAAAGUGGACAGGGGGCGGUGGUGAUGGCGCAGUUUGACACAGAAUACCAGCGCCUAGAGGCCUCCUACAGCGAUUCACCCCCUGGGGAGGAGGAUCUGCUGGUGCAUGUCCCUGAGGGGAGCAAGUCACCUUGGCACCACAUCGAGAAUCUUGACCUCUUCUUUUCUCGAGUUUAUAAUCUACACCAGAAAAAUGGCUUCACUUGUAUGCUCAUUGGGGAGAUCUUUGAGCUUAUGCAGUUCCUCUUUGUGGUUGCCUUCACCACCUUCCUGGUCAGCUGUGUGGACUACGACAUCCUAUUUGCCAACAAGAUGGUGAACCACAGUCUUCACCCUACUGAGCCUGUCAAGGUCACUCUGCCAGAUGCCUUUUUGCCUGCCCAAGUCUGUAGUGCGAGGAUUCAGGAAAACGGCUCCCUUAUCACCAUCCUGGUCAUCGCUGGUGUCUUCUGGAUCCACCGGCUUAUCAAGUUCAUCUAUAACAUUUGCUGCUACUGGGAGAUCCACUCCUUCUACCUGCAUGCCCUGCGCAUCCCCAUGUCUGCCCUUCCGUACUGCACGUGGCAGGAAGUACAGGCCCGGAUUGUGCAGACCCAGAAAGAGCACCAGAUCUGCAUCCACAAGCGUGAGCUGACGGAGCUGGACAUCUACCACCGCAUCCUCCGUUUCCAGAACUACAUGGUGGCACUGGUUAACAAAUCCCUCCUGCCUCUGCGCUUCCGCCUGCCUGGCCUCGGGGAGGCCGUCUUCUUCACCCGUGGCCUCAAGUACAACUUUGAGCUGAUCCUCUUCUGGGGACCUGGCUCUUUGUUUCUCAACGAAUGGAGUCUCAAAUCUGAGUACAAACGUGGAGGGCAAAGGCUAGAGUUGGCCCAGCGCCUCAGCAACCGUAUCCUGUGGAUUGGCAUCGCCAACUUCCUGCUGUGCCCCCUCAUCCUCAUCUGGCAGAUUCUCUAUGCCUUCUUCAGCUACGCUGAGGUGCUGAAGCGGGAGCCAGGGGCCCUGGGAGCCCGUUGCUGGUCACUGUACGGCCGCUGCUACCUCCGCCACUUCAAUGAGCUGGAGCAUGAGCUGCAGUCACGCCUCAACCGCGGUUACAAACCCGCCUCCAAGUACAUGAAUUGCUUCUUGUCACCUCUGCUGACACUGCUGGCCAAAAAUGGAGCCUUCUUCGCUGGCUCCAUCCUGGCCGUGCUCAUUGCCCUUACCAUCUAUGACGAAGAUGUGCUGGCUGUGGAACACGUCCUCACCACCGUCACACUCCUGGGGGUCACCGUGACUGUGUGCAGGUCCUUCAUCCCAGACCAGCACAUGGUGUUCUGCCCUGAGCAGCUGCUCCGUGUCAUCCUGGCUCACAUCCACUACAUGCCUGACCACUGGCAGGGUAAUGCCCACCGCUCGCAGACCCGGGACGAGUUUGCCCAGCUCUUCCAGUACAAGGCAGUGUUCAUCUUGGAGGAGCUGCUGAGCCCCAUUGUCACACCCCUCAUCCUCAUCUUCUGCCUCCGCCCACGGGCCCUGGAGAUUAUAGACUUCUUCCGUAAUUUCACCGUGGAAGUCGUUGGCGUUGGAGAUACUUGCUCCUUUGCUCAGAUGGAUGUUCGCCAGCAUGGGCAUCCCCAGUGGCUAUCCGGUGGGCAGACAGAGGCCUCAGUGUACCAGCAAGCCGAGGAUGGGAAGACAGAGUUGUCACUCAUGCACUUUGCCAUCACCAACCCUGGCUGGCAGCCACCACGUGAGAGCACAGCCUUCCUAGGCUUCCUCAAGGAGCAGGUUCAGCGGGAUGGAGCAGCUGCUGGCCUUGCCCAAGGGGGUCUGCUUCCUGAAAAUGCCCUCUUUACAUCAAUCCAGUCCUUACAGUCUGAGUCUGAGCCUCUGAGCCUCAUUGCCAAUGUGGUAGCCGGUUCAUCCUGCCGGGGCCCCCCACUGUCCAGGGACCUGCAGGGCUCCAGGCACAGGGCUGAAGUCGCCUCUGCCCUGCGCUCCUUCUCCCCUCUGCAAGGUGGUCAGGCUCCCACGGGCCGGGCUCCCAGCACCAUGACAGGCUCUGGGGUGGAUGCCAGGACAGCCAGCUCUGGGAGCAGUGUGUGGGAAGGACAGCUGCAGAGCCUGGUGUUGUCAGAAUAUGCAUCCACUGAGAUGAGCCUGCACGCCCUCUAUAUGCACCAGCUCCACAAGCAGCAGGCCCAGGCCGAACCUGAGCGGCAUGUGUGGCACCGCCGGGAGAGUGACGAAAGUGGGGAGAGUGCCCCCGAAGAGGGGGGAGAAGGCACCCGGGGCUCCCAACCUAUUCCCCGCUCUGCCAGCUAUCCCUGUGCUACACCCCGGCCUGGAGUGCCUGAGACCACUGCCCUGCACGGAGGCUUCCAGAGGCGCUAUGGGGGCAUCACAGAUCCUGGCACAGUGCCCCGGGCUCCCUCUCAUUUCUCUCGGCUGCCCCUAGGCGGAUGGGCUGAAGAUGGGCAGUCAGCAUCAAGGCACCCUGAGCCUGUGCCCGAGGAGGGCUCAGAGGAUGAGCUUCCCCCUCAGGUGCACAAGGUCUAAACAAGGCUGAGGAGGAUCCCAAUGCCCAGGAUGGAGGCUGCUGUUGCCCUGCCAUCCCAUCCAUCUGCCAUGGAAGGGCUCCUCUGAGUGUUGCCUGGCUCCAGUGUGUGAUGUUUGUGUCUGUGCCUGGCCAAGAGAGGUGCCAACACUGGGCUUGCCACAGCCCCAGGAGAGGAAGCUGGGACCUAGGAAGCAGGGGCACACAGGACUAAUCUCAUCCCUAUGUCCCCUUCUCCCUGCCUACCGCCCAUUGGCUCAGAGUGUGGUGCUAGAAACUGGUCCCCAGUCCAGCCCCAGUACUGCCACCUUUGCACCCACCCCUGUAAGUUUUCCAGAGAGCUGCCCAUCACUGAAGCUGCCAAGCAGGGAGAACCUGUGCCAACUGCGGAGGGAGAGGUUGGGCCCGAGCCCUCAACCCCUGCGGCCCACCUUGCUACCCUGAAUAGAUGAGCAGCUCAGGCUGUGGCCCUUACCUCACCCCCAGUUCUCUCCCAGUGCUGCAGCCUGCUCACCUCUCCUGCUUUCUGCACUUCACUGGCAUGUGUGUGCUGCUUGCUUCCGUUCUGUUUGCUUGCUCACCUUCCGUUUGGCUUUUGCUUUAUGUUGGGGUGGAGGCCCUAGCUCUCAGCUCCCCUUUUGACACUAAGAAGGACUUUUUGACACUAAGAGGGAAGCUUUACUAAAUGUCAGGAGCAGGGCUCAAAAUUCUUUUCUGCCCUCUCCAACUUUUAGGAUGGGCCCCUGGGACACUGAGGUCUUCCUAGGCUCCCAUUGCUGCUUAAUUGUACCUCCCACCACCAUCUGCACAUGGGACAAACAGUGCUAAAGUGUGCCCUCGCUGGCUAUCUCCCAGCAAGAGCGCUCUGUUCUAUGUCGAGUUGUCCCUUAGAGAGAAUGGGGGAAGACAGGAUGGCCUGGCCCUAGGCUUUGGACAGCCGCACUGAAUGCUGGGACUCAGCGCCUACCCUCUGUCCCACCUCUCAGCCCGUUCUGGUCCGCCGCGGGUGAGUGGUGAACUGUGCUGCCCAAACUCACGGCAGAAUGGGUUGGGCACCGUGUACAGCUUGAUAACCCUUAAUAAAGAAGGGCCUUUGACUA